GGUCUCCUUUCGACGAUCAUAGCUGCAUGUUUUCACUCAAAGCACCGAAGGGUUACCCUGUCGGUGCGACGACCUUCCUGGCACCCCUUCCUUCCCCCAUUCGUUUUGGCUCUGUGAGAAUUAAGGGUUCCGAAGAACGUGGCCUUCCGUUGGAAGAGGUAGCUUUUACCGCAUAUUAUCCUGCCCAGAUUGACUCAAGUUCGAGGAGGGGACUUGAUUGGAUUACGAGGUUCGUUCGUACAGUAUAUUCGGUGAUUUUAAAUUACGCUAUGCAUCAGGCCGCUUAGAUUGGCUGUAGAAGGCAUCGCUCGGUUUUUAGGGUUCGAAUCUUCGGUCAUGACAUGGAGCAUCCUGGCACCAUUGGUCUAUUUAUGCGGUCGACUCAUCAAGAUUCCAGUGUAUCCUAACGUCCCGCUUUUACGCCCCACUAAAGCAUCACAGACACAUUGGCCACUGGUAAUCUUCUCGCACGGAUUGGGGGGGAGUCGCACCGCCUAUAGUCAGAUUUGUUCUCGGAUCGCCGCCUCUGGGAGAGUAGUCCUCGCAAUCGAACAUCGAGACGGAACCAGUCCCGCUUGUCAAACACGUUCAUGGGAUGCCGGCCAAAGCAUCACAAAACCUAUUUUGUAUAUUCGCCAGGGUGAUGUCAGCUGCGACGAAGAGAGAGAGGAGCCGUUUCCCCUUCGGGCUGACCAGUUGCUGAUACGACGUUAUGAAAUAUAUCACACAUUUAAGACCUUUUCAUGCCUCUUGACUGGGGAACCCGACCACCGACUGGCGAUUGCGGGCGAAAACGGGAAAUUCCGCGCAGAGGAUUGGACGGAAAUAAACGGUAGAGAGAUCACCGUGCGUCUGGCAGACGUUUGUUUGGCCGGUCACUCCUUUGGAGGAUGCACAGUGUUCUCAAUCCUUUCCUCGAAGCCGCCUCCUGGAUACCCUCCCCUUCCAUGCAGGCAUGCCUUGAUAUAUGACCCAUGGCUGGAUCCUUUCCCCACUCCUGGUCCAAUACAGGAGGCGUUACCAGUAGAAUGUAAUCCAGAACAAACUAAUGCAGAUUUACCUCGAAUGUUGGUCAUAAACUCGGAGCCUUUUACUUUAUGGAAGGACCACUUCCAUCAAUUGCAGACGGCGGUACGCAAGUGGGGCCGCCAGGCAAGGUUAAUCACUCUAAUUCGCUCCGUACAUUAUGAUUUUUCGGACUUCUCCUGGUUACCCUUUUUACGCAAAAAAUCCAAGAACGUUCUUCUAGAACAUAUCGAAGGAUUGUCGAUAUCAUUCUUGGAUGGAACGAUAGAAGAGACGCUGGAGCAGAUGCAAACGCGUAGCUUUGAUGUUCAAGUUGUUGGCAAGAAAAAGGAUGGUCGACCGAAACGUCAGAUUACUGGAGAGCUAGGGGAUAUAAUCAUACAUUGAUAUUUAUAGACACGUACUGUAUAUAUGUAGUGAAUAUUAGUAGACUAGAGAGGUAGCAAAGUUUUGCAGAACGGAAGGCGAGUCCUGACGGAGAAUAUCAGUGGGGCGC
Molecule: messenger RNA, 1522 nt
Organism: Marasmius oreades (fairy-ring Marasmius)
Lineage: Eukaryota; Fungi; Basidiomycota; Agaricomycetes; Agaricales; Marasmiaceae
Exons: 7
Coding region: 337-1413 (358 amino acids)
Molecular function (GO): 1-alkyl-2-acetylglycerophosphocholine esterase activity
Source: RefSeq, a predicted model, not a curated record